AUGACUCCUAAUAGCAAAGUUUGCAAGGGCCUGCCUGGAAGUCGGCACCUGGAGACCUGCGGAUCCGGCUUCGGCUUCGGUCUUCAGGAUCGGCCCCGCGGCUACGUUUCUGACCUGCACAGGCCCCCUCCCCGUUUCAUCUUGAGCCGGCCUGGUGUGGGAGCCCGCGGGGCCCCGCUUGAGGCCGGUGACGGGAGAAAACAGCGCCGCUCAGGAGAACCGCAUACCGUCUCCCCGCCGCCCACGGAGAAACAGCGGCUUCCCUGCCGCAGGACUUGGAAAGGCAGGAAAGAGAAGAAACAUUUAGGAAACGCGAGGUGA
Molecule: messenger RNA, 321 nt
Organism: Rangifer tarandus platyrhynchus (Svalbard reindeer)
Lineage: Eukaryota; Metazoa; Chordata; Mammalia; Artiodactyla; Cervidae
Source: the annotation of a GenBank genome assembly